Dufourea novaeangliae is the source of this 1266-nucleotide messenger RNA. Its product is annotated as knirps-related protein-like. Gene Ontology annotation, biological process: regulation of DNA-templated transcription. The transcript has 2 exons. Gene Ontology annotation, molecular function: sequence-specific DNA binding; zinc ion binding; DNA-binding transcription factor activity. Bases 13 to 1266 code for a protein of 417 amino acids. The record is from RefSeq and is a predicted model, not a curated record. Lineage: Eukaryota; Metazoa; Arthropoda; Insecta; Hymenoptera; Halictidae.
UUUCUGUUGCAGAUGAACCAACAGUGCAAGGUGUGCGGCGAGCCCGCGGCUGGCUUCCAUUUUGGCGCGUUCACCUGCGAGGGCUGCAAGUCCUUCUUCGGGAGAUCCUACAACAACCUGAGCAGCAUAUCCGAAUGCAAGAAUGGCGGCGAGUGCGUCAUCAACAAGAAGAAUCGAACAGCCUGUAAGGCCUGUCGUUUAAGGAAAUGUCUUCUGGUGGGCAUGUCGAAAUCUGGUUCGCGGUACGGGCGCAGAUCGAACUGGUUCAAAAUUCACUGUCUACUGCAAGAGCAACAGCAGCAGCAACAACAACAACAACAACAGCAACAUCAUUUCCAGCAGAAUCUGUCGAACCAACCCCUAGCACAGCAACAGAGGAAGCCUAUGAGUCCACCCAUUGGCAUUCACGCUGGCCAACGAAAAGACGAGAUGCUGAUGCUUGGUUUGGACGACUACAAGAAUUCCACAUCGCCCAGUAUUAGUUCACCAGAAUCGCAUAACAGCGACAGUUCCGUGGAGAUAUCCGAAAGACGAGCAGCCUUUUCCGGUCAUCCAGGGUUCAGACCACUGCACUCGCACCUGCAGCCCUCCGUGGCCGAUCUCUCGGCGCUGAGCAAAGAAAUGAUGAGUCUGCCCCUUGGCUUCCACCUCGGUGGCAUGUCUCUGUUACCACCUGCCUUCCUUCCACCGCCGAGUCUCACCAUGUUCUCCCCGUACCAUCUGUACGCCUCUCACGGAGCCUCGCAUCCACUGGUACCGAACCAUUCGACGAACCUUCUUCGACACUCUCCCGUGAUCGAAGACACAACGAGCGCUAUUUCUACCACAACAACCACGACCACCACCACGAUCGGUAUCGAUACCAAGGACUCCUGUGAGACCAAUAACAAUAACAACGACCGAUACGCUCAUAAUCACAACGUGCAAACGUCCAGGCAAAGUUCCUCGCCGAAUACAGAGACAGGGGAAACGUACACGAAGCGAUUCUAUUUAGAUGCGGUGCUGAAGAGCCAACGAACACGCCCGGAUGGUUCUCCGGCGUCCAUCAAGCGUUCCGAAGACGGUUCACCGGUCUGCAGUCCCAAACCGGAAGCGGAUUGUCCCCCGCCCCAAGACAACCCCAUGGACCUAUCGAUGAAGUCGGUCACCACUCCCACGAGGAACGAAACGGAGGACGACGAAAUCGACAUGGAGAGCGUGAGCGAUCGAGACAGUCCACCUCUAAAAAGGAAACCAGCACCGAUAGACCUAACAACGAGAUCCUAG